This is a messenger RNA of Penaeus vannamei (Pacific white shrimp), 1901 nucleotides long. RefSeq names its product mitochondrial ribosomal protein S30 (gene mRpS30). Gene Ontology annotation, molecular function: structural constituent of ribosome. Gene Ontology annotation, biological process: translation. The record is from RefSeq and is a predicted model, not a curated record. Lineage: Eukaryota; Metazoa; Arthropoda; Malacostraca; Decapoda; Penaeidae. Gene Ontology annotation, cellular component: ribosome; mitochondrial large ribosomal subunit; mitochondrion.
CCAUCACGGGAAUCGGACGCGGUCAUGGCGGCGGCGAGAAUCGUGUGGAGACGAAAUUCCUCCACAUUUUUGCGUAUUUCUCCCAUUUCCCGGGACUGGGCACGCCGGAAUCACAGCGCAGCCCCACUCGAUGAGUACACGGACGUGCCCGAAUACCCACCCAUCCUCGACGUCAGCACAGAAGCGAAGAAAAAGAGGAAAACCGAGGCAUGGCACCAGAAGAUCACAGACCUACCGACCCUCGAGCAGAAGCUAAUGGAGCUCAACAUGCCCAAAUACUACGGCUAUUGGGCAUGCAAGCUGUUGGACACGAAACCCACGCUCCAGGGCACGUCCUUUACCCAGUAUGCCACCAGGACUCACGUGGUAGAAGGAUUACCUGAAGGAUACCACGAGAAGGAGGCGGCGGCGACGCUGGCGAAGGAGCUGAAGGGCCCCGUCGAGGACCUGCUUCUGCUCAAUUUCCAGGCUUCCUUAAGCAGGAGAGACUUCAGUAGUGGACGAGCCAUCGAGAGGCACCAGACACAGAACUUCCUUCUUGGCUUACACAAGAUCCUGGCAGCGGCAUUAGCACCCACAUCUGAGCACAUCAAGGAUUCUGUGGUUGAUGUAAGACCCAGAGUGGAAGCUUUCUGGUUUCUUGGUGGACUUCAACCGGACAACUUGCUGAAAAAGAAGCGACGAAACUUUAAGCCCAUGAAAGACAGGGAGCAUGAGCUUAUGGAAAGAGCUAUGCAAGCAGAGAGUUCUCCCAGCCUCUGUGUCCGAACAAGUUUAGGUCUUCCGGAAGUGGUCUCCCGGGAGGACAGCCUUGCAACAAGUGCGCCAGUACCAGUUGAAAAUCUAGAUCCACGAGCCUAUGGUUUGAAGUUUGAGCACAAACAUGCUACAAUUGUCACAGGAUUCUGGCCAGGGGAGACAAAGGAACACAGCCAGCUCUGGUUGCACAGUAGAGAAUUUGAAGAAAGAUUUGGCAUGGAGUUUGGACCUCACAAUGUGCACAAUGCUUUAAUGCAGAAGAUGAUUGUAUCUUCAUUUUCUCAGGCGCUUGCACAUGCCACAUAUCAAGGAUUUGGCCCAGUGACAGAGCUGACUUACCCAAUUGUUCAACAGUCAGCAAUAUCAGACGGUCAGAAAUGGAAUUUCAGCUUGUACCAGAUGAACACAUGUGCACUUCAUUCAGAAAAGGCUACUGAAAACCCACAUAAUAACAUUCUAUGGUUGAGUCCAGAACAAAAGCUCUUUGAGGCUGUCGAAGAGAGUGGAGUGAAGGGGCUUAAUGAAGAGGUCCUGACAACUCUCAUUGCCAUGUACCUGAAAAAGGGCAUCGCCAGAGAAAAUCCAUCGCCCUACCUUGCUCCUUAUAAGCACCUAGCUGGCCACAACGCUCCUGAAGAAUACCGCGCGGAGUUCCAGGAAUACCUCCAGGACUUGCUCUCAGGACGUCCCAGGCAUCUGCUCAAACCAGAAAUGUACCUAUGGGAGAAGAUUUACAAGAGGGACAACAACACUAGGCCUUACGAACCUCCUCGUCGGUUCUUUGAGGAACAUUUCAAUCAGAAGAACCCCGAGAAGAGGCGUCUUGAUGAUUAUAGUCCCAUCUACAUUCCUAAAGCUUGCAGAAAAGAUAGGAAAAAGAAAUUCAAACCCAGAUUAAAUUCAGAGCACCUUUUUAAGUAUGAUUGAUAGACUGUUUCUGAAAAUGAGAGUGGGAAAAAAUCAUGUAGCUUGACUUUGAGAAAUGGGGUCGGCUUUACAAAAAGUGAUAGAAAUGCAGGUGCAUUAUUUAUUUGUUGACGAAUUAGUCAUAUUGCAACUUAAAUUGUUAUAGUUGUUAUGCCACUGUACAGUUCAGAGCUAGGAUGUGAGUGUUCAUUUUGUAAAUAAAUGUUUAUAAUACA